This is a messenger RNA of Callorhinchus milii (elephant shark), 2164 nucleotides long. Its product is annotated as transcription factor COE2. NCBI's taxonomy places the organism in Eukaryota, Metazoa, Chordata, Chondrichthyes, Chimaeriformes, Callorhinchidae. Bases 174 to 1913 code for a protein of 579 amino acids. Gene Ontology annotation, biological process: regulation of transcription by RNA polymerase II. The transcript is spliced from 16 exons. Gene Ontology annotation, molecular function: RNA polymerase II cis-regulatory region sequence-specific DNA binding; DNA-binding transcription factor activity, RNA polymerase II-specific. The record is from RefSeq and is a predicted model, not a curated record.
GUGUGUGUGUGUGUGUGUGUGGCUGCACUUGACACUUGGGGCUGUGAGGGUUAAGGUGAUAUUGACGCUCAGAUCUGGUGGAGGUGGUGGUGUUGGAGGAGCCACAGGACGAGGCUGUUGGAAGGUGCAGAGCCCACAGUGUUGUUCCUGUGUCCGGUUGUGGGGCUCUGUCAAUGUUUGGCAUUCAGGAGCACUUACCCAGAGGAGGGACAGAGGUUAAGGAGAAGCCCACAGCUGCGAUGGACGCAGUCAGAUCCUGGGUUCGGACAGUCGGGGUCGUGGCGGCCAAUGUGGCAGCUCAGAGUGGUGUCGCUCUGGCCAGAGCUCACUUCGAGAAACAGCCGCCCUCCAAUUUAAGAAAAUCCAAUUUUUUCCACCUGGUCCUGGCACUAUAUGACAGACAGGGACAACCUGUGGAGGUUGAGAGGAGCACCUUCCUCGACUUCGUAGAAAAAGAUCUGGAACCGGGGAACAAUAAAACCAACAAUGGGACCCACUACAAACUGCAGUUAUUAUACAGUAAUGGUGUACGGACGGAGCAAGAUUUGUAUGUGAGACUGAUCGACUCAGUGACCAAACAGCCCAUAAUCUACGAGGGACAAAACAAGAACCCAGAGAUGUGUCGCGUUCUCCUCACACAUGAAGUCAUGUGCAGCCGGUGUUGUGAGAAGAAAAGCUGCGGGAAUCGUAAUGAGACGCCAUCGGACCCAGUUAUCAUCGACAGGUUCUUCCUGAAGUUCUUCCUCAAGUGCAACCAGAACUGCUUAAAAACCGCAGGGAACCCUCGAGAUAUGCGGAGAUUCCAGGUUGUUCUCUCCACGACCAUGAACGUGGAUGGACACGUACUUGCUGUCUCGGACAAUAUGUUUGUGCACAACAACUCCAAACACGGACGGAGGGCACGACGGCUAGACCCCACGGAAGCGACACCUUCCAUCAAAGCAGUCAGUCCGAGCGAGGGUUGGACAACCGGAGGAGCCAUGGUGAUCAUCAUCGGGGAUAACUUCUUUGACGGGCUGCAGGUCCUCUUUGGCACCAUGCUGGUGUGGAGCGAGCUGAUCACUCCUCACGCUAUCCGAGUGCAGACUCCUCCGCGACACAUCCCGGGAGUGGUGGAAGUCACUCUGUCCUACAAAUCCAAACAGUUCUGCAAAGGUGCCCCGGGGAGGUUCAUCUACACCGCUCUGAAUGAACCCACGAUAGACUAUGGAUUCCAGAGGCUGCAGAAAGUUAUCCCUCGGCACCCGGGAGACCCAGAGAGACUGGCCAAGGAGAUGCUGUUGAAAAGAGCGGCAGAUCUUGUGGAAGCUCUGUAUGGAGGACCACCCAAUAACCAGGAGAUCAUCCUGAAGAGAGCAGUGGACAUUGCUGAGGCCUUGUACAGUGUCCCACGCAACGCUGGCCAACACCCAGCCCUGCCCAGCCCGGGCAGUCACAGCACCAUGAUGAGAAUGAACUCCUACAGCAACCAGCUGGGGGUCAGCAUCUCAGAGCAACAGGGCAACGGCCAGGGUUACAUCCACAACAGCACCAGCCUGUCCCCCCGAGGGUAUGGAGCCACACACUCCCCCCAGCAGGGAGGCUACAGCGGGGUCGGGGGCAACCUGAGCGGCUACAGCAACGUGGGCAUGUCCAAUCUGGGUGUGCCAGGCUCGCCCGGCUACCUCAACACCUCGCCCGCCAGUUCACCCUACGCCAUCAUGCCCUCCAGCCCCACUGUGGCCUCGGCGGUCCCGGUCUCCUCCAGCCCGUGCUCAGUGUUGCCGUUCUCCUCUGCGGCUUUCCCCUCCGUGAAGCAGAGGAGUGCAUUUGCCCCGGUCAUCCGUCCCCAGCGCACCCCCUCCCCCACCUGCCCCGGGGGCAACAGCAGCGGAUUCCGAGCCAUGACUGGUCUGGUGGUUCCCCCAAUGUGAGGCAACUCUUUUCCUGUCUCGGUAUCAGAUUCCAGGGUCAGAGUCCAGCCUCUUAAGAAAACACCGUCGGAAAAAUCCACAGCAGUCAGUCAGGAAAAUCUUAACGCCUUUUGCCGAGAGGUUACGCAAGGAACAGAUGUUGGACUUUUAAUGGACCCGACUUCAUUUCCCUACAGCUCUGUGGAAUAUCAUCUCCACUCAGUGGGUCUCUGUGUAGUCCAGUACUUUAUGUGAGUGAUGGGGAGAAAGAG